Messenger RNA from Nicotiana tabacum (common tobacco), 2808 nucleotides. RefSeq lists its product as uncharacterized. Lineage: Eukaryota; Viridiplantae; Streptophyta; Magnoliopsida; Solanales; Solanaceae. The record is from RefSeq and is a predicted model, not a curated record.
AAACAAAGGAGAAUAGAAAAGCUUAGAUAUUUGAAUGUUUUUCAUCAUUUUCAUCCUCCGUUAUUUGAAUUUUAUAUAUUCUAUUAUUGUUGCUGUUUACCGAUUUGAAUUUCUCUCACUGUUUCUAAUUGUCAAAAUCAAUAGGAAAAUUGACUUGCUACAAUCAUCAUUUUCUUUAUUGUUGUUGCCUUUUUCUUCAAGCCUAUUUAGAACUUGUUAUUAUAAUUGGUUGCAAAUGCAAUCUGGGGAAUGCUGUGUUGUGGCUCCUCACUUUUCCCCUAGUAAGCUCUCCACAUUUGAGGAUGAUGAUAUGCAAGAGAUAAAUGUACUUACUAAAGAAACCAAAAAAACACCUUCCAUUAUAGUAUCGAAAGGUUAUAGCACAACCAAAGGCUCUAGAGUUCACAAUUCAUGUGGUGUAGCAGACAACUUCAUAAUAAUGACAGCACUCAGGAGCAAGAUCCUCACCUUGAGAGACUUGCUUGAUCUAUCACCUUGUUUGGGUUCUGCAUCUGUAAAUGAGCUGCUGAUAUUGACCCUAAAGGAUCUCCAUAAAUUGUAUCCUUCCAUCAACCCAAAUGUUCCAUUGUCAAAUAUUGAUGGAGCAGGAAUGGAUCAGGCACUGGAAUGCUUUUGUGAUACUCUGAAAUCAAUCGGGGAAAUGUGGACAGGUGAUGAUAAAUUCAUGGCGGAAUUUAAUGAGGACUCACACAGUAAACUCCACGACGAUCUAAAGCGUUAUGGAUUGGUAUUGCUUGAUGAGAUGAUUAAGCUAGCCACUGAAAGGGUGUUCGAUAUGAUGGACGUGGAUGACCAGACGAGAGAUGAAAGUCCUUCAUCCGAUACCUUUGGGAGGCCUCUGUCAGAGUCUUACUCGAGCAACGAGUCCUCUCCCUCAAGCCCUCCACCUACCCCAACUUCUGUUCUCUCUGAGAUAGUAAUCAAUGGUUCACAGAAGAGUGAACUCAAGGUUCAAGCAAUUGAGAAGCUGAAUCCUAUCGAUGUAAAACGCCUCUAUUUCCACUUGCUGCCUCAUGCAAUAGAGCAAGAUCAAGGUUGUGUUGUUCAACUAGCAACUAACUUUAGUGAACAAAUAUCAGAAAUACAAGCAGGGGAUGAUUGUGAAUUUGGCCAAGAUUGUGACAUGACGGACUCUCCAAAUAUUCUACUGACUGUUAUGGACAAUGUAUCAGAAAAUAGAGGAACAUGUUGCACUGGUGCUUCAAAUAAUCAACCAGUGUCAAGUCCUGUUUCAUUGGACGUGCGUUUACCUCCAUCUACGCUUCCUAAGUUGAGAUCAUAUGUAGCAGAACAGGCAGCAGCUCCACUAUCACCAUUUGCAUUAUCUCCAAAUGUCAUAGAAUCACCACCAAUGACAUCAAGAAACAAAGUAACACCUCCACCUCCGUCUCCGCCUCCACCCCCACCACGUCCCAUGGCGGUGCCUCCACCGCCACCUAAGACAAUAGGAAAUGUAACAACAGUUCCACCACCACCUCCCAUGACAUCCGGAAAUGUAAUAUCACCUCCACCUCCACCACCACUUCCCAUCAGAUCAAAGGGUAUCACACCUCUACUACCACCUAAGACAACAGGAAGUGUAAUAUCACCUCCACCUCCACCACCACCUCCCAUCGGAUCAAAGGGUAUGACACCUCCACCCCCACCUCCACCAAUGGCUUCUAAUGGAGCAGUGCCAGCGCCACCUCCACCCAUGCCAAUGGGAAAGGGACCUGCACCUCCACCACCACUAGGAUUUAUGGGUGUCUUACGAGUUAAGAGAGCAGCCACUAAAUUGAAAAGAUCAUCCCAAAUGGGUAAUCUUUAUCGACUUCUCAAGAGCCAAGUUGAAGGCUCUAGUUUAGAUAGUAAAUCACAGAAGAGAACAGGGAAAGUUUGUGCUUCAGCAGGAGGUAAACAGGGAAUGGCUGAUGCAUUAGCAGAAAUGACAAAGAGGUCAGCAUAUUUCCACCAAAUUGAAGAGGAUGUUGUAAAUCAUGCAAAAACAAUCAAGGAGAUAAAAACGGCCAUUGCUUCUUUUCAAACAUCAAAUAUGUCCGAGCUCGUUAAGUUCCACAAAUAUAUAGAAUCUCACCUUGAGAAAUUAACCGAUGAAUGUCAGGUGCUAGCAAGAUUUGAAGAUUUUCCUACCAAAAAGUUGGAAGAACUUCGGAUGGCAGCAGCAUUAUAUUCCAAGUUAGACUCAAUAGACACUACUCUAAAGAAUUGGCCAAUAGUCUCACCUGUUGGCGAACUCCUUGACAAAGCUGAGAGUUACUUUAACAAGAUCAAAGGAGAAAUUGAAACACUGGAUCGAACAAAAGAUGAAGAGUCCAAGAAAUUUACAAGCCAUAACAUUCAUUUUGAUUUUGGCAUUAUCGUGCGUAUCAAGGAAUUAAUGGUAGAUGUUUCCUCAAACUGCAUGGAACUUGUCUUGAAGGAGAGGAGAGAAGCAAAGACAAAAAAUGAUGGGCACAAAAAGCUAGGAUCGAGUAAACUACUAUGGAAGGCCUUCCAAUUUGCAUUCAGAGUCUAUACUUUUGCUGGUGGGCAAGAUGACCGCGCUGACAAGUUGACAAGGGAAUUGGCUCAAGAAAUCCAAACAAAUCCUAAUCAAUAGACAUAUAGUUGUACCUAGAGGUAGAUGGAGCUUUUGAAACAAAGGGUUCAACUGAACGGCCGGUAUUUUCUUCGACACAGAACAUAGAAAUUCAACAAAUAUUAAAAUCCGAAUCCAUAACUUUAAAAGUACAACAUGUUCAGUGUUAAAAACAUUCAAUUUUGAAGCCGUCAAGUUUAAAUCCUCGA